UAUGGUGUUGUUUGGUGCUAUUUCUGGUUACCCUGGAUAAUCUGGCGUCUGAUCUGAAGUCUCCUGCCUCUCUGCCACAUCAGGGCCAUAUCUGUUGGCCCCGACGGUCUUGUGCCUCGCCUGCUCCAGAGGGGUGCACGCACUACAUCACAGAGGCAUGUCCACCACUAUGCAAACCUGUGACAUGACGUGACAGGAGGGGUGUGGCUCCCACACAGGUAGUCUCUGCUCCUCAGGUAACAUUCUACCACUUGUUCUGGCUCAUUCUGUCCUAGCACAGGGCUGCUGCUCCUCUGUCUCAAAACACGUUGGCAUGAGACCUACACAGCUUUUCAUACUCAAGACCACACACGGUCCUGGACAGAUGGGACAUCUCUGACUUUACAUGGCUGGACUGUUGUUACACUAGUUGUAUAUCUGGAAUACUCUACCUUUGUGAAGGAGCCGCCGCUGAAUCAGAAGACUCUACAGUGAGCAGUAUGACAGCAUCAGUAAGUCAUCCCUCUAUGCAUGUCUUCCCAUUCUGAAAGCCUGGACUGUCCUUGGGCAACUAGUAGCCCCUCUUAGCUUGAGACGAUAUUAAAUGACUGAGGCUGGCCUGAGAGUCAUCUAAGAAGGCCCAGCCUGCAUCCAGAGUUCAUCUGGCUGAUUGAGUGAGCAGCCGCCAUACCAUGCCAGUGGUGAAGGUGGAGAAAGACUCCCCGUCCGAGACUACCCUGCCCGUCCCCAACCUCCAGACGGCAGAGACGGCCAAGGGCCGUCGGAGGAAGCGGCCACUGCAGCGGGGGAAGCCCCCGUACAGCUACAUCGCCCUUAUCUCCAUGGCAAUCGCCAACUCCGCCGACCGCCGCCUCACCCUGGGCGGCAUCUACAAGUUCAUCACCGAGCGCUUCCCAUUCUACAGGGACAACUCCAAGAAAUGGCAGAACUCCAUCCGUCACAACCUGACGCUCAACGACUGCUUCAUCAAGAUCCCGCGCGAGCCCGGCCGACCCGGCAAGGGCAACUACUGGGCCCUGGACCCCAACGCCGAGGACAUGUUUGAAAACGGCAGCUUCCUGCGGCGCAGGAAACGCUUCAAGCGCUGCGACUUCACCACCUACUCCUCCUACGCGCACGAGCCGCCCGUCUUUGCGCCUGUGCAGAUCCGCUCGGCCUACGCCAACAGCGUCUACUCCAACAUGGGCGUCAGCCCGGCGUACGGUCAGCAGCUGCCCCACACCUACUACCGCUCCUCGUCCCCCAGCUUCGGCUCGGGCCAGUCCCGCGUGUUCAGCAUCAACACCCUCAUCGGCCCCCACGGCGGCCUGGCCCAGGGGGGCCCUGACAUGGUGGCCCAGCAGCCCUGCCGCAGCUUCAACCCCGAGGGGGCGUCCUGCAGCCUGGCCGGUCCCGGUUUCCAGGGGCAACCCUGCAGCAGCGGUGGUGCCUCGGGCCUGUCCCGCUGUUCCUCCUCCUCCAGCCACAUGGCCUUCACAUACUCGGGGCCGCCCACGCACGGCCACGGGCCAACACAGGGGCUGUACCCCCAGAGCGGCGGCCAGAGCUACGGGCCAUCAGGCAGGCUGGCGAUGGCAGGGUCGUCGCCCAUGGCAGCCGACCCAGUCGGGGAUCCGUAUGGCAGGGCAUCUCCGGGUCAGCUGAGCUCUUUUGCGCAGUACAACAACGGCGGGACAGGAGCCUACCUACGGCCGCCCACAUACUCUGGUAACAUGGACAGAUUUGUGUCUGCUAUUUAACAAUACACACCAGCAACACACGCGUGACCUCUGAAACUGCAUUAAUUACGGGACAUUUGAGGCAUGUCUUUCUGAAUGUUCAUCCAAGACAGCGAAUAUUUAAGGAUACGGUUGUUUGCAUUUGUAUGUUUUAUUUCAUUGUUUGUAUUGAAAAUGUGACCGUAUGCAUUUUUAAUUUCAUUUUCCUUGAAUUUAAAACUUACAGUGAGGUGAUUGACAGCAGCAAAAUAAAGUUAUCUAAACUAGACAUGGACAUACGAUAAUUCUGGAGUGACUGUCUAAUUUCUACAGAACCAGGGAUUUAGAUUUAGUGGUGAUCUGAUUAAAUUAGGAAUCCUAAACUCAGUAAAUAGCCUAUUGAGCAUGUAUUUGUGAUCAACUGUUUUCAUGAAAUGUUUGCAUUAUGUAUAGUUUUUGCUGUUGAA
Molecule: messenger RNA, 2164 nt
Organism: Alosa alosa (allis shad)
Lineage: Eukaryota; Metazoa; Chordata; Actinopteri; Clupeiformes; Clupeidae
Gene: foxe1
Product: forkhead box E1
Exons: 2
Coding region: 672-1739 (355 amino acids)
Biological process (GO): cell differentiation; anatomical structure morphogenesis; regulation of transcription by RNA polymerase II
Molecular function (GO): RNA polymerase II cis-regulatory region sequence-specific DNA binding; DNA-binding transcription factor activity, RNA polymerase II-specific
Source: RefSeq, a predicted model, not a curated record